This is a messenger RNA of Lasiosphaeria miniovina, 717 nucleotides long. RefSeq lists its product as uncharacterized. The record is from RefSeq and is a predicted model, not a curated record. NCBI's taxonomy places the organism in Eukaryota, Fungi, Ascomycota, Sordariomycetes, Sordariales, Lasiosphaeriaceae. The transcript is spliced from 2 exons. The coding region runs from base 1 to 717 and encodes 238 amino acids.
AUGGCCACCGCCACCAGGGCCACCCUCGCCACCGUCGCCACUAUCGCCACCGCUAACAGGGCCACGCACUAUCGCCACUACCACCCUGGCUACGCAAGGAUGACUCUAACGAUCGAGCCGGUCACUAUGGUGAGCAACACCCGCGGAAGAGACAGGAGCACCCCUCAGCCCGGCCCGUCACGGAGAACGGCAACCGAAGCCCUUGAGGACUUCGACAGCCAGACCCAAGAUCGUCAGAGAGAGGAACCAUUCGAGACAAGGGACUUGCCCCAGGAGCCCCUAGCAGCCGUUUCCUCCACCAUGGACCCCCAGCAAUUCCAGGCAUUAAUCAUGCAGGCUAUGACCAACUUCUCCGCUGGCCUCGGCGACCUAGGCACUACCCUGGCCAACCUAGGAACCAAAGGAGGACCCUAUCGAUCGAAGGACGACCGCCCUCCUACCUAUGCGGUCAGCAAGCUUAAAGUCGACGCCUCCUUCCAGGACAGAGAAGACUGGCUCCUAGCCGUGGAGCAAGGAAAUACCACCCGCCAAGACCGCCCUCAAUGGCUCCAGGUCCAAUGGGCUAGUACCUGGAUGGAGCCCGAAACGCAGCAACAAUGGCGGGCCUACCAGAAGCAGCUUCAUGAUGGGGACUUCGAGCGGGUCAUGUGGCAAGAGUUCAAAGAAUACGUCAAUUCGAACUACCUAGGUAGUGUGACGGCGGUCCACAGCAGCUAG